CAUACGCUGAAUUUGGAAUUAAGAAAAUAAAGGAUGGCAAGUAGCAGCAGAGAGGAUAGGUGGUCUCUAAAGGGCAUGACCGCUCUGGUCACUGGUGGCACCAGAGGCAUUGGUUAUGCGAUUGUGGAAGAAUUAGCUGGAUUUGGAGCAACUAUUCACACUUGUUCAAGAAAUCAAGAUGAAAUCAAUGAAAGGCUUGAAGAAUGGAAAGGCAAGGGGUAUCAAGUAACAGCUUCUGUGUGUGAUUUGUCUUCCAAGGAACAAAGGAUUGACCUUAUCAAUACUGUUUCUUCAAUUUUUAGUGGCAAACUUAACAUCCUUAUAAACAAUGCGGCAUCGGUGCUACUUAAGGAUGCAACCAAAUAUACAUCUGAAGAUUAUGCAUAUAUAAUGGGGUCAAACGUUGAAUCUCCCUAUCAUUUGACUCAACUCGCGCACCCACUGCUCAAGUCAUCAGGCAAUGCAAGCAUCGUUUUCAUAUCUUCCGUGGCUGGUGUUACGGGUCUUCCUUGCAUCUCUGUCUAUGCAGCUUCCAAAGGUGCGAUUAAUCAGUUAACCAAAAACUUGGCUUGUGAAUGGGCAAAAGACAAUAUUCGCACCAAUACAGUCGCACCAUGGGGUGUCAAAACCACCAUGAAUUCGAAGAGUUCCGAGGAGAUCAGCCCUGAAGCCAGGGAAUUAUACGGGGCAUUAAUGGCUCGAACUCCACUUCGGCCUAUAGCAGAAGCCGAUGAAAUAUCACCACUGGUAGCAUUCCUUUGUCUUCCGGUGUCAUCUUAUAUUACUGGACAAGUUAUUGUUGUCGAUGCGGGAUACACAGCUGGGGGUUUCAAAUGUUAGAAAAACCUUGAGGCUAUUGCGUGUUACCUUCCUUUGUUAAACUUGUUCGAGUAUAAAGUUUUAACUGUUUUGAUUUAUUAUUUUGCGACAUAAACAUUACUAUGUUUGACAAGUUUUUAGUCAAAUCUCUCUGUCUAA
Molecule: messenger RNA, 978 nt
Organism: Erigeron canadensis
Lineage: Eukaryota; Viridiplantae; Streptophyta; Magnoliopsida; Asterales; Asteraceae
Product: tropinone reductase homolog At5g06060-like
Exons: 5
Coding region: 34-840 (268 amino acids)
Molecular function (GO): oxidoreductase activity
Source: RefSeq, a predicted model, not a curated record